AUGUCUUCUGUCAGUGGCACUGUAACUGAGGAUGAAACCGAUUAUAUUACUACACACGUCCCCACUGACGUGGAAGCUAGUAUUGGAAUGGAAACUGGAACGGAAUUUAGUCAACACAUUACAACUGACAACAACAAUGCUGAGACGACGGCCUAUUUUCCGACAAAGACUCUGGCUAUGUCAUCUUAUUACAGUACAAAUGAUAUAUCUACAGCUUCUUCCACUGUCUACCCUCAAACCUCAACACACGUACCAAGCACUGGUGAUACUGGAACUGCUGCAGGAAAUGUAACUGACACAACUGAAGGCGAGCAUCUGACUACAGCAAACAGGGAAACAAGUCAAAAUAUCAUCAGUUCACAUCAAUCUGUGUCGACAAGCUUGCAGUCGACCAGAUCCUCGACAACCAUGCCCACCAUGGCUCAGACAACUGUUGUGUGCGCAUGGCAGGCAUGGGGUAGCUGCAGUGCGACCUGUGGUCCACAUGGUAUUCGCACACGUUAUUGUGUGAUUGGCAAUGUUAUCAUGGACACUGAGGAAGAAACAUGCAAUCGUAACUGUCAUAAUGGUGGUCAACUUACAGCUCAGUAUUGUAUAUGUCCAUUACACUACCAUAGCACGUGUUGUGAACUACAUUCAUCAACUGACAUAUCCCUAGUUAUCUCUAGUACUGAUGAGGUACUAUUUACCUGCGGCGUUACAUUCAUACACUCAUCUGAUACGUGGAAUCUGGAAUUUGAAUGGUUUGCUGGGAGCAUUUCUAUUUUCACUGAGAACAUUGCUAAUGGCGCAGUACAGUCCAUUCUAACAGAAGACAAAUGGAUAGGAAAAAUGGGGUCUUCCAUCAAAUGCUCGGUUAAAAUAACUGAUGGUGGUAUUUACCUCGGGGAGUUGAUAAGUGACCCAUACUUUGCAGGCAUAAAGAUUCACGCACCGUCAGUUAUAGACCUCUAUGAAAACGACGGAGAGGUGUCAUUUCAAAUGGAAUCUACCGUGCCCUUCGUGUGUAGGAGUGGAACUGUACCUUCAUAUUACCCUUGCCAGAUGAAGGUGCAAGCCAGUAUAUCUGACCGCUACUGGUGGUAUACACGUUUCCAAGAUGUGGUUGCUAGAGAUGAGUGUGGUACCACUUUCACGCCUGGAAACUCCGUGGGUAUGCACAUGGUAUACUUGAAGGCUAAAAGAGACUUCUUUAAUGAUGGCGAUGGGUAUAUUUUGCUUGAGUUUCCAAGAAUCAGAACAUCUUACUCCAGAAUUUGGAACAACUACAAGAUACCAGAUAUUGUACAGGUACGAACACAUGAUCGAGACAGACCUGUACGAAAGUGUUGUAGUAGCGGCGACCCUCACCUGACAUCUUUCGAUAACACGUAUUUCCAUGUCUACUCCCCUGGUGAGUUUAUCUUCUACAAGCAUAAAUACCUGCCAUAUGAGAUACAAACCCGCCUCACCCGAUGUGGCUCAGUGGCUUGUAACUGUGGCAUUGCUGUCAGAGCUGGAGAUGACAUCAUUAUUAUCGACAAAUGUCAAUCAGUGUCUAUCUUGACUGUUUAUUACCGGUGGGGCAGACAAUAUUAUUAUUAUCGAAGAUAUUCUAUAUUGAAUAUUGAGGUGAAAGCUAUAGGGCAAAUGACACCCGGAUUUAAGUUGAUCAGAAUGUAUUCUGGCACGAUGUAUAAGAUCCAUCUCCCAACCGGUGCGUACGUAGAGGUUUACACAUAUCAAUACUCGUCCUACAUCAAUAUAUGUUUCUCCCCUGCUGCGGACGACUACGGUUGGAUUGGCGGUGGUCUGUGUGGAAGUUACGACAAUGAUGACGGUAAUGACUUUCUGCAUGGACCUUUCGGAGCUUCGACAAAUAUAUAUAGCAAUACACGACCUACGUAUUACAGUUAUUGGGGAAGUAUCCCAACAGCAUUUUCAGAUUCCUGGAGAUUUGAAAAAAUGAAAGAUUUUAGCCGUGACCAUUCUUAA
Saccoglossus kowalevskii is the source of this 1974-nucleotide messenger RNA. RefSeq lists its product as uncharacterized. The record is from RefSeq and is a predicted model, not a curated record. Lineage: Eukaryota; Metazoa; Hemichordata; Enteropneusta; Harrimaniidae.